CCUAGGAGGCCACUACAAAUAACAGAGAACUUCAGCACGGCACAGUGAAGAAACACUAACUUCUCUGAACAAGACAGGAGUUCACAGCAGUCUGCCAGAGUACAGACUUACUACUUUGGAUAUUACAAAAAGUUCUCAUCUUCCAAAACAGACUCAAAGCUUUAAGAGGUUCACUCUUUCACCGUAAGAGCUACAGACUGUGUGGUAUUCCCGGCAGCUGGAGGUUUGUGCAUAGCGCCAUGGUCACCCUCAGCAAGUUUGACAACGCAAUGAGCAGCAGCCUGUUUGACGCAAGCAUGCGGCUGCCGUCUCACCGUUAUAAGACCUUCAGCUCGAAGCUGCAGUUCCAGAUGGUGCAGCACGCCGUCAGGAUGCUCCAGGAGAGCGGCUUCUACUGGGGCUCCAUCAGCGGCAAAGAGGCUAAUCACCUGUUGAACUCGGAGCCCAGCGGGACCUUUCUGGUACGAGACAGCUCGGACAACCGGCACUUCUUCACGCUCAGCGUCAAGACCGAAUCGGGCACCAAGAACCUGCGGGUGCAGUGCGACAACAAGUCCUUUUUCCUUCAGACGGACUCCAAGAGCAUGCAGUCCGUGCCUCGCUUCGACUGCGUGCUGAAGCUCGUCCAUCACUACAUGCCCUUGUCUAGAAGCUCUCUGUCCAUCGGAAACUCGAGGAACUCGUACUACAUCUACACGGGGGGCGAGAAGAUCCCUCUGGAGCUGUUGAGACCCCUUCCUUGCAUAAUGUCCUCCCUGCAGCAUCUCUGCAGGAAGACUGUCAAUGGACAUACAGACGUUUCCAGCAAAAGAGAGCAGCUGCCUCAACAGCUCAAAGACUUCUUACAAGAAUAUGAUGCUCCCAUUUAAAGAGCUCUAGUUAGUGAAGCAGUGAAGCUAGUUUUAGCAGGCUUUUUGGAAGCAUGUUGGACCAAGAAGUAUUGAGCUGAGUACACGGAGAUUGCCAGUCGACCGUGUGCGGUCAUGAGUGCUAUCACUGAUGCAUUGAUCUUAAAGCACCGUUCUUGCCGUAACAGUCUCGAUGAAUGGACGUUUGUACUGUUUUCUGUACCAGUGCCAGUAUCGUAACCCACUCUGUGGGCACCAAUCACUGCCUCCGCACUGCCCCCGAAUCUGUGAGCUCCGCCAAGCAGGGAGACAGCAAGCCAUUUAACAGAAAUCAGCUGCCGCCUUUUUCCAAGUAAAUAUUUGUGCCUUUCAAGGGAAAAAGGAAGAAGUGAGUAACAGCACAGCACCGAGGCAUAGCAGACAUGCCGUCGAGAAAGGACGUCUGGAGUCAAAGCGGUUAAAACACAACAGGACUGAACACAGAUUAAGAUGGACACAUGUUGACAUUCUGCUCGUACUUGAAAAAGCAACACUUUGGAACAAAAUGUCGGUGUUUUUAGUGGUUUGUGUCAGGAGCAGUUCAAAGCAGACUGCUUGUUAUUGAAUGUAUUAACAGACAUGAGUGUUUUGUGUCUACAGAUCACCCAUGUUUUACCUUGUGAUGCUGUUUACAUACAUGAAGAUGAAUUUAGAUUGGUUAUCUUUUGUAAAGACAUCUCAACCAUGUUUUGAUGUUACAUAUUUAUAUUUAUGAAAACAAGAAAACAUUUCAGUAAUUUAUUAAAGAGCACUAUUUUUGUAAAAAUGAA
Molecule: messenger RNA, 1657 nt
Organism: Onychostoma macrolepis
Lineage: Eukaryota; Metazoa; Chordata; Actinopteri; Cypriniformes; Cyprinidae
Gene: socs3a
Product: suppressor of cytokine signaling 3a
Exons: 2
Coding region: 240-869 (209 amino acids)
Biological process (GO): phosphatidylinositol phosphate biosynthetic process; intracellular signal transduction
Cellular component (GO): phosphatidylinositol 3-kinase complex
Molecular function (GO): 1-phosphatidylinositol-3-kinase regulator activity
Source: RefSeq, a predicted model, not a curated record